GGCGGGGCCCGUGUGAGGUUCUCGCUGUGUGAUUGGCUGAGACGCGCUGCGCUGUCAGUUUGAAUUUAGAAAGUAGUCCUGCGAUUGCUGGUAGUCGGAGGAGUCCAUCGGCUGCACGUGUCACCUAGAUUAUGGCAAAAUUCUUGCAAGCACGCCGAAGACCAACAAAGUACAGAAAGAGACGGUGGACAAAUAGUAAUCUUAAGAGUUCCAAGCAUAAAACAGAAAGGACACCAGAACACAUAGUUACUAAACUGCCUUGGCACUCAAAUUUGUUCCCUGCUGGAUGGUUUAGAUUCCCCAGUGUAAGGAAUGCAGUGAAUUCAACAGUGAAAUCUUUUAUCUCUUUGUUCUUGUGGCUUCACAUCAGCGUCAAAAAGCGUCUUGUUUUGGUUAAAAAUACAAUAUUUCCAUCAUUAAUUUGCCAGUUGGAACUGCGCACACUUAGGCAUCGUUUACAGAAACUAGAAGUAGAAUUUUCCAAGUUGCACGCGUCUCUGCAGGAUACAGCCACAAAGUCCCAUUCAGCAAGCAAUACUUGCUGCUGUAAUUGCAGCCAAAGAACAACUGUGCCUCCUACUGUAGCAUCUACUCUUCAAUCAACAGAGCAAUUUCUACCUUCAUCCAUAUCCGCACCUCCACCCCCACCCCCACCUCCUCCUCCUCCUCCACCACCCCCUCCAUUGCCCCUGCCUCCUCCAUCUUUCUCACUCCAAAAGCAGCCUCUGUCUGUACUGAAGAAAGUAGAAAGCAAGAGAGCUCUCAAGGAAGAACAUGUAGGACAAGAUGGCCCCAUUCAAAUAACUCUAAAAGACCUCUUGAAUGUUAAGUUGAGAAAGACACGGAGCAACCUAGAAAACCUCAAAGGGGAAUCCCAGCACAAGGAUCGCAUUCCUCUAAUUACCAUUUCAGAUUUGAAAGGUGUGAAUCUGAAGAUUGCCUCCAAGAUGCCACCAAGGCGCCUUACACAUGCUUUUAUAGGAACUCCUAUAAAAAGUCCAUUAGACUUGAGAAGACAUCUUAAAAAGGUCAACAUGAUGAGGAGUCCUGGAGGGACACCAUUAUAUGACCGUGAUAACAAAGAAAAUGGCACCGGAUUAAAUCCAAUGAUGACCAAAGCAUUGAGGCAGAAAUUUAAGUUGGCUCAUCCAAAAAGUCCCUCUCCUGCAAGAAUAUCUCAACUGAACAGGAGUUUUGAAGAGGAACAUUAAAUGGACUGUAACAACUGUGGACAAUUUGCUACAUAAGACGUGCUGCAGUUUGCAACAAUUUUAAGCAGGAUCAGCAACAACAACAAAAAACACUUCUUUUUUUUUAUUAACAGUUUUUGCUAUUUACUAGACAAUACGUUUGUUUUCUUUAUCAAAGAUUUGAUGGGUUAUUUAAAAAAAAUGCAAACAAACAAAAAAAAACACUGAAUGAAAC
Messenger RNA from Pelobates fuscus (common spadefoot toad), 1425 nucleotides. It is a transcript of the gene PRR11, whose product is annotated as proline rich 11. The transcript has 10 exons. The record is from RefSeq and is a predicted model, not a curated record. Gene Ontology annotation, cellular component: cytoplasm; nucleus. NCBI's taxonomy places the organism in Eukaryota, Metazoa, Chordata, Amphibia, Anura, Pelobatidae. Bases 132 to 1211 code for a protein of 359 amino acids.